Messenger RNA from Anolis sagrei ordinatus, 1396 nucleotides. Its product is annotated as interleukin-36 receptor antagonist protein-like. Lineage: Eukaryota; Metazoa; Chordata; Lepidosauria; Squamata; Anolidae. Gene Ontology annotation, biological process: positive regulation of gene expression; inflammatory response to antigenic stimulus; cytokine-mediated signaling pathway. The record is from RefSeq and is a predicted model, not a curated record. Gene Ontology annotation, molecular function: cytokine activity.
ACACAUAUUACAGCAUGAACUUCACACUUGGAGGGAAACAGAAUGAGGAUGCUCAUCUCCAACCUUCACCACAAUGACAGUUGAUGAGCUACUGACAACUGGCCUUGUUCAUUCGCUUCUGCUGACUUCCUGAUACAUGGCAGUGAUACCAACUUCCCCUGAGAAAUUCCCUGUGAGAACUACAUGACUUGUAACCUUACUUUUCAGAUAACCCUUGUAUGCACAUUUCGCCUAACUACCUAUGGCCCAAACAAGCACUUGAGAUUUCAGUCUUUCUGGUUCGCUCUUGCACCACUGCAAAGGGGAAGUCCAUCGGUGAGAUGCAUCACAGUUGCCAGGAAAAGAACACACCUUGAAUCCCAAAGUUAUAUUUGAAUUAAGAAAAGUAGCCUGCCAAAGGGCACACCCAGGUGCCUGACACACUUGAGAUGCAAAUUCCCCAAAUGUGAUGAGUAACUAUAAAACAUUGUGGAAGUUCAAGAACAGAAGAGAGACGUAAGAAUCCAGAGUCCAAGGCACAUUGGCAAAGGAUAUAAUAUAACUCAAACAACCUCACAAGAUGUCUUGGGACCAGGAAGUGGCUGCUUUAUUUUCUGACACGAGGCCAGAGUCAGAUCCAGAGGAUUAUGUACUCCAAACUGCCAGCGUAAGGAUACCCUGGUUGUUCAGGAUUUGGGAUAUUAGCCAAAAGUUCCUUUUCCUGAUGGGCAACAUGCUACUAGCAAAAUCUCAAAAUGCUAAUAUGCCAGAUCACUUAAUAUCUGUGCUCCCUAAUACUGUCCUUGAUCCCAAAAAGCAGCCCAUCUUUAUGGGGCUGAGUGAUAAAAACCACUGUUUCUCCUGUGUGAAGUCUGGCGAAGGUCAACCACAGCUACAGAUAGUGGAACGAAGCAUUCUGCAACUUCACAGAGAGAAAAAGGAACUGAAGGCCUUUAGUUUCUACAGCAAGACCGACGGAAGCCCAGAGACUUGCUCUUUUGAAUCUGCAGAAUUCCCCAAUUGGUUCAUAAGCACUUCUUCAGAGCCAAACAGACCUAUUGGAUUGAGUCCAAAAGGAGGCACUGAAAAUACCCUGUUUUUUUUCGAACGAAAGGAUAACUACUUUGUGAUGCGGUAGACUCAUGAUUUUGAAGGAGAGUAGAAAGGAGAGUCAUCACCGUCUUUAGAUCUGACAUAAUUGUGAUUUCGACUUGGUGUUGAUUUUUUAGCCAAUUAUGAAGAAUGCUGUGGAAGAUAUUGCUCAGCAACAUAGGUAAAAAGGUGAAGGUUUUCCUCUGACAUUAAGUCCAGUCUUUUAAGUCCGACUCUGGGGGUUGGUGCUCAUCUCCAUUUUUGAGCCGAAAAGCCAGCGUUUGAGUCGCUUCCGAUUCUUUGUGACCACCAUUGUCCAUAGACA